Haemonchus placei is the source of this 591-nucleotide messenger RNA. The record is from the annotation of a GenBank genome assembly. Lineage: Eukaryota; Metazoa; Nematoda; Chromadorea; Rhabditida; Trichostrongylidae.
AUGUCAUCAACUAAUGACGCACUCUCAUAUCUUGUUGGUUUAGCAAACGCUAAAGCUGCUGCCGCCUCCGCUUCCUCUUCUGAAAAAUGGGACAGUCAACAUCAUGACCUACACCAAAGUGGGCAAGAUUCAAGCUCAGCCAAUGUGAUAUACUUCGACGAAAGAUAUGAUGAUGGUAUUCCUAUAUCGCAAGAUGAACUCAAUCGUCAAAGGCAAAUGCAGCGAGAGCUAGGGAAACUUCAAUUUGUAAAUCCGGGUGGACUAAUGACACAGCCAACUAAUACUCGCCGAUCAAGAAGGAAAAUAAAUGCUCGAGCUGUUGCAGAAGAUAAAGAGUCAACUCAAGAAAAACGGCAUGUCUUCCAUGACAAAAAAGGGAAACUUGUAGUCCCCGGUGAAGAAAGCAUGACUCUAUGUGAUUGCUUGAUUCCAGAAUGUCAUGGUUGUCAUUGGCCGUGUGCGAAUUGUGGAGGUCGUCUGUGUGGUCCAGUGUGUCAACAGAACCGCAAAAAGUUUGUAUCUUGUGUGAAGGUGUUGGGCAUUACACCAGAAGUAGUGGUAACAAAUCCUUACGUCAAAUUGAAUCAGUAG